Messenger RNA from Exophiala xenobiotica, 159 nucleotides. RefSeq lists its product as uncharacterized. Lineage: Eukaryota; Fungi; Ascomycota; Eurotiomycetes; Chaetothyriales; Herpotrichiellaceae. Bases 1 to 159 code for a protein of 52 amino acids. The record is from RefSeq and is a predicted model, not a curated record. The transcript is spliced from 2 exons.
AUGGCCGGAGGAACAAGACACAAUUUUCUCAUCGUCUUCUUUGUCGCUCUUGGAAGCUUCUCUUAUGGCUUUAACUCGGCAAUCAUGGGCCUCGUCAUCGGCCUGCCUGCAUUCUUCCAAUACUUUAACAUCAACUUAGAUGACACGCAGGGCAACUAG